This is a messenger RNA of Scheffersomyces coipomensis, 555 nucleotides long. It is a transcript of the gene TRP99, whose product is annotated as Trp99p. The record is from RefSeq and is a predicted model, not a curated record. The transcript has a single exon. Gene Ontology annotation, molecular function: thioredoxin peroxidase activity. Gene Ontology annotation, biological process: cellular response to oxidative stress; cell redox homeostasis; hydrogen peroxide catabolic process. NCBI's taxonomy places the organism in Eukaryota, Fungi, Ascomycota, Pichiomycetes, Serinales, Debaryomycetaceae. Gene Ontology annotation, cellular component: mitochondrion; cytosol; cytoplasm. Bases 1 to 555 code for a protein of 184 amino acids.
AUGUUUACUUCAGCUUCAUCCAGACUUGUUAAAACAGGAUUAAACAGUUGUUUUAGAACUUCUUACCGUUCAAUUAGUGUUGGUAGUACUAUUCCAAGUAUUCCAUUAUUUGAAUCUUCACCAGGUAAUCAAGUUAAUCUUGCCGAAGAAAUUGGUACAGGUAAGGCAGUUUUGAUUGGUGUUCCAGGUGCCUUUUCCCCAGCUUGUUCUGCUUCUCAUGUUCCAGGUUAUUUAAAGAAUUUACGUGGAUUUAAUGAUAAAGGUUAUGAAAAAUUCUACGUUAUUGCUGUCAAUGAUGCUUUUGUAACUAAAGCUUGGGGUGAUUCAUUAUUAACUAGUGUUGCAGGUGCUCAAAUCAAAUUCUUAGCUGAUCCAGCUGGUGAAUUCACCAAGGAAUUAGAUUUACUCUUCGAUGCUGCUAAGUUCUUUGGUAAUGAUAGAUCUAAAAGAUAUACUUUAUUAGUUGAAGAUGGUAAAGUUACUAAAACCUUUAUUGAACCAGAUAAUACUUCAGUUGAUGUUUCUGAUGCUUCAAAAGUCUUAGAAGCCGCUUAA